AUGUCAAAGCUCCGCGCUGAUGGGUUUGACAGCGCGGCCCUGCCCCGCUGCCGGGCGAGCCGCGGGACGGGAGCACCGGGAGCGUUCACGGCUCGUUCCCCAGCCAGCCCGGGGGAUCUGUCAGGGAUGGAGGUACUGAACCGGCUCGGCUCAGCCCCGGGCUGGAGCAUCGGCCGUGCCCGGUGCGCUCCUGAGCACAGCGAGCUCCCGGAGAGCAGCGUGCGCAUCCCUGCGCUGCAAACCCCGCACCGGGAACAGCUCCGGCCACCGAUGCUCCGUCAGGCCCCGCUCUGCCCCCCCGAGCGUGGUUUGAUAGCUCGGGACAAGUGGAGCAAAAAAAUGGAUUUCCUCCUCUCCGUCAUCGGAUUCGCCGUCGAUCUGGGCAACGUCUGGCGGUUCCCUUACAUCUGCUACCAGAACGGAGGGGGAGCCUUCCUCAUCCCCUACACGUUGAUGGCUGUUUUUGGGGGGGUGCCCCUCUUCUACAUGGAGCUGGCCCUGGGGCAGUUCCACAGGACAGGUGCCAUCCCCAUCUGGAAGCGCAUCUGCCCCAUCUUCAAAGGCAUCGGCUUUGCCAUCUGCAUCAUCGGCCUCUACGUCUCCUUCUACUACAACACCAUCAUUGCCUGGGCUCUCUACUACUUCUACUCGUCCUUCUCGGGCACGCUGCCCUGGGCGAGCUGUGACAACCCCUGGAACACCCCUGACUGCACCAACUACUUUGGGAAGAGCAACGUGACCUGGAGCAACCUCUCCAGGUCCCCCGCCGAGGAGUUUUACACGAGGAAGGUCCUGGAGAUCCAGAAAUCCGGGGGUCUGUAUGACAUCGGGGGGAUCCGCUGGCAGCUGCUCCUCUGCCUCUUCCUCAUCUUCACCAUCGUCUACUUCAGCCUGUGGAAAGGGGUGAAAACCUCUGGGAAGGUGGUGUGGGUGACAGCCACGCUGCCCUACGUCGUCCUGCUCAUCCUGCUCAUCCGAGGGGCCACCCUGCCUGGAGCCUGGAGAGGGGUUGUCUUCUACCUGCGCCCAGACUGGGGCAAGCUCCUGAGCACGGCGGUUUGGGUGGAUGCUGCUGCACAGAUUUUCUUCUCCUUGGGCCCUGGAUUUGGAGUAAUCCUUGCUCUGGCCAGUUACAACCAUUUCCACAACAACUGCUACCGGGAUGCGCUGGUCACCAGUGCUGUGAACUGCCUCACCAGCUUCCUCUCGGGCUUCGUCAUCUUCACCGUGCUGGGCUACAUGGCCGAGAUGAGGGACGUGGAGGUGGAGGAUGUCGCCAGAGAUAAAGGGCCCAGCCUGCUCUUCAUCACCUACCCUGAAGCAAUUGCCAACAUGGUGGGAUCCACCUUCUUCGCCAUCAUUUUCUUCCUGAUGAUGAUCACCCUGGGGCUGGACAGCACGUUUGGAGGCUUGGAGGCCGUGAUCACGGCCGUGAUGGACGAGUACCCCCAGGUCCUGGCAGGGCGACGGGAGCUCUUCGUCCUCGGCCUCAUCACAGUCUGCUUCCUGGGCUCCCUCAGCACCCUCACCUACGGAGGAGCCUACGUGGUGAAGCUGCUGGAGGAGUUCGGUGCUGGCUGCUCCAUCCUGGCAGUGGUGCUGCUGGAAACCAUCGCUGUCUCCUGGUUUUAUGGGAUCCAGAGGUUCUCCCACGAUGUCAAAGCCAUGCUGGGCUUCAGCCCAGGGCUCUUCUGGAAGCUGUGCUGGGUUGCCAUCAGCCCAGCCUUGCUGGCGUUCAUUGUCAUCAGCUCCCUCCUGGACCAGCCACCCCUGACCCUCUUUGAGUACCAGUACCCCGAGUGGAGCAUCUCCCUGGGAUUCCUCAUCGGGGCGUCGUCCUUCAUCUGCAUCCCCCUCUACAUGGUGUACAAGCUCGUCUGGACACCGGGGUCCCUCAAGCAGCGCCUCGCCGUCUGCAUUCGGCCCGAGAAGCUGAUGCGAGCCCCCCAGGCAGAGGGGCUGGGCAUGGCCCCCGUCCUGUAG
Messenger RNA from Onychostruthus taczanowskii (white-rumped snowfinch), 1983 nucleotides. RefSeq names its product sodium-dependent serotonin transporter-like. NCBI's taxonomy places the organism in Eukaryota, Metazoa, Chordata, Aves, Passeriformes, Passeridae. Gene Ontology annotation, biological process: serotonin uptake; sodium ion transmembrane transport. Gene Ontology annotation, molecular function: serotonin:sodium:chloride symporter activity; serotonin binding. Gene Ontology annotation, cellular component: neuron projection; membrane. The record is from RefSeq and is a predicted model, not a curated record. The transcript has 14 exons. The coding region runs from base 1 to 1983 and encodes 660 amino acids.